UGGGCCUCCUGUCACCUGUCAUCCAACCCCCAACUGAGCUCAGGCUUCCGUCACCUCCUUGCAUUUCUCACUGAACAGCAAGCAGAAUCACAGACCGUAGAUCUGUUCAUUACAGAGCUACAGUUCAACUGAAAACGCCCUUCAGCUGGUGAAUAUAGUCCACCAGGCUAGAGCGUGAGAUAUACCGUGUCACUAGUCAAAGGUGAUGGCGGAUCCCGCGAACUCAACGCUGGGAGGAAUGCUCUUGAAUGAGAUCACUCCGGCUGUCAUGGUCCUUCGCACCCCCCUCGUCGAAGAAUCAUGCCAGAAAAAUGAAAUCUCACUCAUUGAAAUGCUCAGUCCUUUUUGCAAUUUCAAUAAUAUUGACGUGCCAGUGAGGACCGCAAGUGAUCAAGCUUACAGGUUGAAAAAGUUUAAGUUGCGGUUGUUUUAUUCCCCAGAUAUUCGGCAGCCCAAUGUAGAGGUUGCAAAGGAGCGACUAAAGCAAGUUAUAACUCAUGCCGGGGAGGGAGAUCUUUCAGAUUUCUGCACAGACCCUCCACAUAUUGAGGCUGUACUAAAUUCCUCUCAACUUGAGUUCGUGCCAUCAUGGUUUCAGUUUUUUAACAGAGAGCUAGUGCGCUCAGUAUCUUUCUCAGAGCAUGAAGCUUUUGACCAUCCUGUGGCAUGUAUUUUGGCCGUUUCUUCUAAGGAUGAAGAUCCAAUCAAUAAACUUGUUGACCUUUUCAACACUAAUCAGUUGCCGCCACUCCUGAAUGAUGGUUCCAUGGACCCAAAUAUUCUCAAGCACUUUGUAUUGGUGCACAACAACCAAGAUGGCCCACCAGAAAAAGCAACCAAAAUCCUGGCAGACAUGAGGGUCACAUUUGGGGUAAAUGAUUGCCAUUUGUUGUGCAUUAACUCUUCAGCUGAUGGAACAGCAGACCACCAAGUAAAUUUAUGGGCUUCUAUUAAAAAUGCUACCGCAAGUAGCCAAAAACCAUGUAGCUUUCUCAGCCUUGAUGACAUAGAGGAGUUGAAAACUUUUAUGCACGGCCUGUCAUCCAAACAUAUAAUCCCUCAUAUGGAACAAAAAAUUCGUAAUCUUAAUCAACAGGUUUCUGCAACACGAAAAGGGUUUAGAAACCAAAUAAAAAACUUGUGGUGGAGAAAAGGCAAAGAUGAUACAGCUGAAAAUCAGAGCAGCUCAAUGUAUACUUUCAGCUCCACAGAAUCACAAAUUAGGGUUCUGGCUGACUAUGCUUUCAUGUUACAUGAUUAUGAACUUGCAUUGUCGAACUAUCGGCUACUCUCCACAGAUUAUAAGCUUGAUAAAGCGUGGAAACACUAUGCUGGAGUGCAGGAGAUGAUGGGACUGACUUACUUCAUGCUAGAUCAAUCUAGAAAGGAUGCUGAAUAUUGCAUGGAGAAUGCAUUUACUGCAUAUAUUAAACUUGGCCCAUCAGGUCAAAGAAAUGCUACACGGUGUGGUCUGUGGUGGGUUGAAAUGUUAAAAUCAAGAGAUGAGUUUAAAGAGGCUGCCAUCGUUUAUUUUAGAAUCUCUGGUGAGGAACCUCUGCAUUCGGCUGUAUUGCUUGAGCAAUCAUCUUACUGUUACUUGUUUUGUACCCCACCAAUGCUACGCAAGUAUGGCUUCCAUCUCAUACUUUCUGGUGACUUGUACAACCAAUGUGAUCAGAUAAAGCAUGCAAUACGAACGUAUAGAGGUGCUCUUUCUGUUUUUGAAGGAACUUCGUGGAGUCGUAUUAGAGAUCAUGUUCAUUUCAACAUAGGAAAGUGGUUUGCGUUCCUUGGAGCAUAUGACAUGGCAAUUAAGAACAUGUUAGAAGUCCUAUCAUGUGGUCAUCAGUCCAAGACGACACAAGAGUUAUUUCUCAGGGACUUUUUUCAAAUAGUUCAGAAAACAGGGAAAACCUUUGAGGUUCCAACGCUUAAGCUACCUGUGAUCAACAUCCCUUCAAUCAGAGUUGUGUUUGAAGAUCAUCGUACUUAUGCAUCACAUGCAGCUGCCAUUGUCAAUGAAAGUGUGUGGCAGUCAUUGGAGGAGGAAAUGGUUCCAACAUUCUCCACAAGUAAGAGUAAUUGGCUGGAACUGCAGUCCAAGAUUUUGCCGAAGAAGGGUAAAGAUUCAAACAUCUGUGUUGCCGGAGAGGCAAUCAUGGUAGAUGUUGAAUUUAAGAACCCACUCCUCAUACCUAUUUCAGUAUCCAAUGUUUCCCUCAUCUGCGAACACUCUGCCAAAAGUGAUGCAGCUGCCUCUGAUGUAACAAAUUCAAAUAGUGUUCAGUAUGACAAGGAUUCAACCAUCCCGACGGUUAGUGGGGACUUCAACUCUGUUGCAUCUUCAUAUACAUUGUCUGAGGUCGAUACUGUUCUGGGAGGAGGUGAAACUACAGUGGUACAACUAAAUGUUACUCCAAAAUCAGAAGGCACUCUGAAAAUAGUGGGUGUGCGGUGGAAGUUAUCUGGUUAUGUGGCUGGUUUUCUUGAAUUCGCUACUGAUUUAAGCAGGAAAAGGGUCAGAAAAACUAAAACAAACUCCAAACGUAGUUUGACUAAUAAUCUGCAGUUCGUAGUGAUCAAGAGUCUACCCAGACUUAAAGCCUUCAUUGACCCGCUACCUAAAGCACUUUAUGUGGGAGAUUUGCGACCUAUCACUUUAGAACUGAGAAAUUCAUGCGGAAUUCCCGUGAAGAAUUUAAAGAUGAAGGUGAGUCCUCCAAGAUUUCUACAAAUAGGUCAUAAGGAUUCUAGAAGCAUGGAAUUUCCUGCUUGCUUAGAGAAGGAGACAGAAUCCACUCAAAAUUAUAUCCAAUCACAGACCACAAAAGCAUCAGAUGGUGUUUUUGUGUUUCCAGAGGACAUGGUAAUUAUUGAGGGAUCACCGUCCUUGUGGAAUAUCUGGCUUAGAGCUGCAGCUCCUGGAAACAUUUCAUUAUAUAUAACAUUGUACUAUGAAAUAGAAGAUAUGACGAGUGUUAUGAAAUAUCGUACCUUACGCAUUCAAUUUAAUCUGAAGGUGCUUCCUUCAUUAGACAUGUCAUUCCACAUAAAUCCCCGCCCUGCCAAAACGCAAGAACUACUUGUGCGCAUGGACAUUGUCAAUAAGACUAGUGGAGAGAGUUUUCAGGUUCAUCAACUAUCAUCUGUCGGAAAUAAGUGGGAGAUGUCAUUGGUUGAACCGAUGAAUAAUGUUGUCUCCGCAGGUCAUCUAAUUGCUGGCCAAGCCGUGUCUUACUAUUUAAAGCUCAAGAAUUGCAGGAAGCCUGUUGGUGAAAAAGAGAUGGCUCCUUCCAAAGGAGCUGAUGUGAAACUUAACCGUGCCAGUAAUGAAUUACUUCUUGAUGUCCACCGUUCACCAUUAUUUGAAUUUCACAAUUGUGAAAGGUUUCAUCAUGGAACACCUGACCAGGAGCAUCAAGAUACGGUUGAUUUCAUAUUGAUAUGUCGGCAGAGAGAGAGUGAUGAUAAUUCAGAGAAAAGCUCUCUGAAUGUUUUCACUCACCAUGCUUGUCAUUGCAGAAUGAACACCACAAGCCCAAUAUGGUGGCUGCUGGAUGGCCCUUCGACAGUAACCCACAACUUCACUUCUGCGUUCUUCUGCGAAAUAAAGCUGAAGAUGACUGUUCAUAACUCCUCAGAUACCCACCAUGUAUCGGUCCAGGUUAGUCCUGCAGAUUUUCCUGCCAAUCCCUCCAACACAGUAAGCAGUAGUGAAGUGGGUUGGCAUGAGUUGGGUCCAGACCUAGUGACUCGGGCUGGUUUGAAGACACAUUCAGAGUGGGCUGUUACUUCCAUGCCAUGUGUCUGGUCAGGUUCAAGUUGGACUCAUUUUAGUCUUGACCCGUUGUCCUCUAUUGAAAUCCCUCUUCACAUAAGCAUUUUUUCUCCGGGGACAUAUGAUCUGUCAAACUACUCGCUACACUGGAGCAGUCUCUCAUCUUCCCCUGCAGGCAAUGACAGAAAUUUAUCGAAACCGUCCUCCGGGACAUGCCGAGGGCAUCCAUACUUUAUAACGGUUCUACCACAACAAGAUUCAUCCACCUGAACUUGUCCCCCCUACCACACAGUAAGAGUGCAGAGAGAUGUAUGCUAUAAUUUUGCACAAUGUUUUAUUAUUUGUACAUACACUGAUACACCCACAGAAAUUAAAGUAUUAGAGUAGAAGAAACAAUUCUUUUGACCAUAAUGGGGAACAUUUUCUCUUCAUUUCCUGGACUAGUUCCCAUUUGUGGGAAAGCAUACCUACAGCUUGUGUUGAAUUCAUUCUUUAUGUGCUGUACUUUUUUAAAUCAUAAAAGGAAAGGUUGCGG
Cuscuta europaea is the source of this 4313-nucleotide messenger RNA. The record is from the annotation of a GenBank genome assembly. NCBI's taxonomy places the organism in Eukaryota, Viridiplantae, Streptophyta, Magnoliopsida, Solanales, Convolvulaceae.